AGAAAUAUGGCUCUUUAUCAGGUAGAGUAUUUCUGUGGACGGUUACUUGAUUCAGAGGGAGUAAGUAACAUUUUGAAAUCCAAUGUUUUCCUAAUAUUAAAUGUGUACUAAGUUUAAAAAAUACAAUUAUUCUUUUCUUUCUCCUCAAAUCUCACCUGAUCACCUAACAGUGAAUAUCUACUGUGCUCCAGUCACAUCUCUGACUGUGUGGAAAACCCAAGUCCUCUAGCAGUGACAUGCAAAGAGGGCUGUUUCUGCAGACCUGGGUUUUUCCAUAGUGGUGGCAAAUGUGUACCCGACUGAGUGUGGCUGCAUUUACAAGGGAAUCUACCAUGAAAUUCAUGAGAACUUCCUCCCUGAUGAGCGCUGUCAGCUGCACUGUGUCUGUGUGGGCCACAACACGGUACAGUGCACCAAUCACAUGUGUCCAAAUGGAACAAAAUGUGGCAUCCAAGAGGGUCACAGGGCAUAUCACGCAUCACAGCCCGUUAAACGCACAGUCAUGGGUGGAAGACACUUCAGAAACUACGAUGGAGAAAACUUUGACUUUAAUAUGGGAAACUGCAGUUAUGUUCUCUCCCAGGUUUGUGAUGAGGAAGGAUCUGAACCAGUUGUUGCUCUUCAGAAACAAAAGCUGCACCUGAGGUCCAUGGAGUAAACGUAUCAUUGGAGCAUUUAGGCAAAGUAAAAAUCGACGGUGCUCUGUGGAGUCUUCCCGUCCAACUGGAUCAUGUGAAAAUACUCCAUUCUGGCCUGCUCACUCGAGUUGUUGUCCACACUUGGGACGUUGUCAAUUAUGGAGGCCCUCGCCUGAUACAAGUAGUAUUAUCUGCCUCUCGUAGAAGAAUGUGUUGUUUGUAUCAUUGCUGUUGCUACAGAAUAGAAACAGAGUCCGAAUUGCAGCCAAUCAAGAAAUCAUUUCCCUGUUUGCUUCUUCCUGGUCACUUUCCCCUCAUGGAACUAACUGCUCCGAAGAAUGUGAUCUCUCUUCAGCAUGCAACUGUACCAGGGCAGCUGAAUUUGCAUCUGAUAACAUCUGUGGCACGCUGCUUGCUCCUGCAGGCUCAUUUGGUCAAUGCCACUCUGCUGUGGACCCAGAGCCCUUCAUUCAAAACUGUGUGAACGACUUGUGUAUUUCUAAUGGGAAUGAAGAAUUGUUUUGCAGGAGUGUGAGCGAAUACACUUUUGCGUGCCAAGGGGCAGGAGCUGAAGUCAAACCAUGGAGGAGUGAGAAGUGCUCACUCAUGCCCUGAAACCUCUCACUACAGUAUAUGUGUCAGUGCAUGCCCUGAGUCCUGUGGUAUUUCAUCUGAUAUCCACUGACCGUGGCCCUGUUAUGAGGGAUGUCAGUGUGAGUCUGGAUACAUGCAGAAUGGAAAUGGCUGUAUCAAACCUGAGCAAUGUGGCUGUUUCUAUCAUGGGCACGACUAUGAGAUUGGGGAGAUAUUAUGGACUGAGGGAUGCUCCGAGAAGUGUAUCUACUCUGCCAAGUCGACCGUGCGCCGUGAGCCAGCCUCCUGCCCCGAGGGAGAGAGCUGCACCCUGAACAAUACCUGGGGUUGUGCAAGGAAAGCUAAUGAUUAUAAAAUCUGUGAGACUGGACAGACUUGUGCUGACCAGAGCCAACCUCAGCAAACUCAGUGUCGGGUGCAUGAAGGCACCCACUUCUACACUUUUGAUGGGAAGGCAUUUGAAUUCCAAGGAAACUGUACCUACACCCUAGUCCUUACGCUGAAUGACACCAGUCAGAAUAGCUAACUAACGGCUCCUCUCUUACAGCUAUUCAUGCCGAAGUGGUUCAAGCUAAUAUUAAUAUCUACAGAGGGUAAAAAAGGCUAUGUUUGGAUAAAUGGUGAUAAAAGGUGACUUCCUGUGACUCUACAGUUUAGACCGGCAAGGAUCAAACAUACUGGCAUGUUUGUUUUUGUGGAUACCAAUCGGGGAAUCCAAAUUAAGUAUGACUGGUCUCAUAUUGCCACCAUCCUUUCUAGUGCAACUGAUGUAUGGGGCCUGUGUGGGAAUAACAAUGGCCUCAAAGAGGAUGACCUCAGGACCCCACAGGGUGAGGUAGUUGAUGCUACCGCCUUUGGCUGGAGUUCCUGAUCAGGACACUCUGGGUGAAGCAGAUUGCGGACUUCAUGCCCACGCUGCUCUGCUGACCAGCUUCGUCUGGAAAAUGUUACCUGUCAAUUAAUCUCUCUGCACGACUACAUUCGGUCACCACAGAGCUCUUUCCACAUGUGCUUGGAAGUUUUAAACUACACUAAUAUCUCCUAAGCAAAGUUGGCAGAGUUUCAUUUUGAAAGUGUCUUACACUUUGCUGACUUUCAAAUGCAAUUUUGGCACCCCCUACAGGUUGAUGGUGUCAAGAGGAACGUCCCAUAUCAUUUUAACCCGACUGUGCUGGUUUACUGUCUGGGGCUGCACACUUACAUCUACACAGACACAGGCUUUGAAUUUAGGCUCAGUAUAGAGGGAAUAGUCUCUCCCAUAAAUUUGUGAAUGCAAGUUGUGGACUUUGUGGUCCACAGCCAACGACCUCCCAGCAAAUGACACGCAGGAGCAUUUUGGUAAAGAUUGGCUAAGUGAGCAGAAUCCAUGGUGUGUGGAGGGCUGUCUGGGAGGAAGUUGUCCGAAUUGUUCAUCUGAGCGUUUGGCCCGCUUCUCUGAACCGGAAGUCUGCGGGAAAAUUCUGCAGGUUAAUGGACCCUUCAGACACUGUCAUGCCAAAGUGGACCCCUCCAGCUUUUACAAGUGCUGCGUCAGUGACUUGUGUCUUCAUGGAGGUCUCCAGUCUGCACUGUGUCACUCCCUGGCAGAGUAUACGGCUCUCUGUCUUUCCCACAAGGCUAGAGUUUACACCUGGAGAAGCCCUGGACUCUGCUUCCAGUCCUGUCCCUCCGGUAGCAGUUAAAACACAGGCUCUGCCUCUGUUCACCUCUGCCUCGGCUGGAAGAAUAACACUGUAGAGAUGCCUCCCAACACUGGGGAGAACUGUCUCUGUAAUACAGGGUUAGUUCACAGUGGCAGCCUGUGUGUCUACCCAGAAAACUGUGGCUGCAUUCAGAAUGGAGAGUACCUCAGGACAAGAGGGUUCAUGUCACUACACUCUGGGGCAGAUGAGCUCUCUGAAGAACCUGGAUGUUGAGCCUGUUGUUAUCACUGCACAUGGCAACCACCUCGCUGGCAGGCAGAUCAAUCUGCAAGUCAAUACAAUGUCUUUUGAGGCCUCAACAGUUUUUCCUGGACAAAUUCAGGUAAACUGAGUGUAUGAGGAUCUGCCAUUCACCCAGAACAAUGUCACUGUACGUCAGAGGAAUGGUUGGAUCAUCAUCCAGACCCCACAGUCAGAGAAGCUUAUUUCAGACCUGCGAGGCCACAUUCAGGUCAAGAUCCCUGCCAUUUACCACCAGUCUACCUGUGGUCUUUGUGGAUACUAUAAUGAUAAUCCCUAAACUGACCUGCAGCUGCCCAAUGGCACUGUGAUCUCCGAGGCUGACAUUUUUGGGCCAUCUUGGAAGUUGUCUAAUGAAUCCUCCUGCAGCGACACAUGUAAUAGCAGCUGUCAACUCUGCCAGACCCCUAUGUCAGAGUAUAGCUCUGACCUGUACUGUGGCUUCCUCACCCAACCAAGGGGACCAUUCUCCUCUCGUCACCAUUUAGUGGAUCCACAGAAUUACUACUCACUCUGAAUGAAGAUACUCGGUCCUGCAAAGCGGCAGGACAGGGCCCUGUGUGAGACACUGUGGGUUUAUGAUGCAGCAUGUAAGGAAGCAGGAGGGAUGACUGACCUCUGGACAAACACUACAGGCUGUGCGUAUCAAUGUUCUCAGUUCAGCCACUACAGCCAAUGUGCCAAUGUUUGCUCCUCAUUGUGCCCUGAGAUUAGCGUGGCAGUGCAGUGCCCCAGAGACUGUGAGGAAGGUUGCAUGUGUGACACUCAUCACUUUUUUGAUGGCCAUGUCUGUGUACCAGCUGAACAGUGUGUCCAGAACGGAACAAGGUUUAAGGCCUCUGAGAGCAAACUUCUCCAAAACUGCACAGUUAACUGCACCUGCGGGCCUCCUGUCGUCUCACAGAUCCCGGAUCCCUUUGAGGGAAAAUGUGAUGAAACAGAGAAAUGCUCCCUGAGCGAGGGCUUGCCUGUGUGAACGAGCCAUCAGGGUCUGUGCUGGUCCUGGGGAGGGCAGCACUACCACACCUUCGAUGGGCUCAGCUAUGACUUCGAGCGCACCUGCACCUAUGUGUUCACAGCCAGCAAAAGCCUCUACAGGACCUGUGGCUCAGCCUGUCCUCCACCCUGUGAAUUGAAUGCCACUAUCUGUCAUGAGGCCUGUGUUCAGGGCUGCUGCUGUGACCCUGGCGUCCUCAGGAGUCCACAGGGCUGUGUGCGUCCACACCAAUGUGGCUGCACAGACUCUAGAGGCAAAUACUGCAGCCUCAACGCAACUUUCUGGAUUUCAGACAACUGCGGUCAACUCUGUAUUUGUGGACCAGCUACUGAAGAGGUCCACGGCCGCCCAGUUCCCAGGAGGAAUGGUCUGCAAGCAGCUUCAUCACAGGAGGGUGUGUCAACUUGAAAACCCCAGAACUGAACCAUUGUUACCGGGCUGCAUUUUACAACCUUAGAUGGACAUAAAUUUGCCUUCAGAGAGGUUUGUGAAUACUUAUUAGUUCAAACUAGCUCCAACCCAACUGUACCAACGCCAUUUAGUAUCGAGGUCUCUGAUGCAAGUUGCCACAAAAGGCUUUUUCAUAGCCAAACUUUAUCUCUCUCAAUCUAUGGUUUGGCAGUUGUGGUAAGAAGACAACCCAGCAAAGGUUUUGAUGGACGGACUGUAUAAACCCUUGCCGUACUCUCACCAGACGUGCCAUGUAGAUGAAUUCGAACACCUACAUCGCUCAUCAUUCACACUGAUUUGGGAUUACAGCUGAUUAUCUAUAACGGCGGCAUGCUAAUGAUUAUCCUCCCCAGCAGUUAGGGCUCCUCUGUCUCUGGGCUUUGUGGGAAUGCAAACAGUGACCCUCAGGAGGAGCAAAUGAUGUCCACUGAAGAGCUUGCCCACAAGUGGAGGUCUCCUGGAGCAGAGACCUGUAGGUCCAACUAUUCGUCUGCCCUGAAGCAUCGUCCUGUUGAGGCAAAGAAGCUUGGGCCGUUCUUACUUCCGCAGCUGUGUGGUGGAUACCUGCUCUUUUGCUGGACACUAUUCAGCACUCUGCAAUUCCAUUGCAUCAUACGCUGCCGCUUGCCAAGCAGCUCAGGUGCCCAUCAGACACUGGAGGAUUGACACUUUCUGUGGUGAAUACAAGUUCAUAUUUUAUUGGUUAUUGCAGCAAACACCUCAAAGCUGAUUUAAUGUUUCACUGUCUGGGUUCAGAGCACUAUCACUGUGAAAAGUACACAAGGGCUCACUUAUUCAUUAUUGAUUAUUUAGGCUUUUAUGAACAGUCUAUGCACGACAGCAAACAUUGAACUUGCUGCGAAGGGAAAUGCACAGAAAAAGAAAAUCAAUAUCAUCUUAACAAUAAAAAUGGGAAUGACACAAGAAACCUGGAAAGCACCACACGCAUAAAAGAGCAAGUUUAAUUGUAUAGCUACUUAUGAGCCUUCUUUUUUUAAACAUGACUGAAGUUAAUUUAUUAUAUGCCUCUAAUUUGACCUUCCAUCAGUGUUUUUAUUAUAGGUGGAAGGUGAACUACACAUUUCACUCUUAAGCCACAUAAAUUCAGUUUUCAGUCUCUGCACUGUCAUACUAUUAUACAUUUAUACCAUUAGAGUCAGUGGGAUUGACAGUAAAACAGCAUGGGUGGGUUUAUGGAGAAGGAUUCUGUAGGAUUGAAGUACAACGAUUGUGUUUUGUUUGGUUAAAAAUAGCUUUGUGGAGCUCCUGCACAGCUGGACAGUCGUAGCUCCUGGACAGCACCGCAGUGACACUUGUGAGUGUGACGGGUGCACCCUGUCCCCGCUUGAAAAUGUGAUCUGUUACCUCCUGUUGAACAGUAGUAUAGAAUUCAGGCACUGCUGGAACAGUGGUGUGGAGUGUGAUGUUCACAGAGAGAUGUGCGUCAGGGCUGUCUGUGCUGGGGCAGGGCAUCUGACCUGUCUGUUGCUGGAAGCGUAUUCUGCAGCCUGCCAUGCUAAAGGAAUACUGGUGGACCCAUGGAGAGAGAACAUGCUUUGCUCUCCCCAGUGUCCCGACAGCAGCAGACCAGAAGUGUGUGUGUGUGGACUCCGGCUCCAAGUCAUGUCCUGCUUUGCUCCGGCCUGGUUCUUCAGCAGCUGUCUGUUCUGAGGGCUGUCAGUGCUGCGAUGGAAAUGUGUUUGAUGGCAACAAAUGUGUACCUUACAGUGUGGGUGUGUCCACCAAGAUGUUUAUAUCAAGAUCUUCCUGCGCGGAUUGUCAGUAGCCAUAAACGGGGGGGCUAGUGAAGGUAUAACCCCACUGAGGAUUUUAAUAACCAUUAACUGAAACAUUGAGAAAUGAUUGGGCAAAAUGAAACUGUGGAAACCUUAAUGACCUCCAAUCGCACAGUUCAAUCGAGUUAUGAGUUCUCAAUGACUUUCCUUUCUGUCACGUCUCUGGAUGAUAACUGACUGUUCUAAGCCAUGGGUACCCUGCUGCUGCUUUGUGCCUUGGGGGCUUUACUCAGCUGUCCGUCGAGCGCUGGAUCGGCAGGCAAGGAGUUCGCUCUCUCAUUCAUGCAAAAUUAUGCUGCAAAUUACGGCACUCCUCGCAUGCAGCUCUUCAUCACCGCUGUUGAGGCAAAUACUAAAGUGACAGUGGAAGUGCCUAAAUUAAACCAUAAGCAAGAAAAAACUAUCAAAGCUGGAGAAGGGGUCACCAUCACCCUCCCCAACAAGGUUGAGAUGUUUGGCAACACCAAGUCUCCUAACACGGUGCGCAUUCAUGCCUCGGCAGAUGUGACUGUGACCUCCUUGAACUCCAAGUUGUACACAGAAGACACCUCUGUGGUGUAUCCCAUCACUGACUGGGGUAAAGAAUACUUUAUCUUUACACCUGCAAAGUCUCCCUAUGGCACCUACAAAGAGUUUGCUGUGACAAAUGGAAAAGAGAGCAACAAAGUAGAGAUUUUCCCAACAGGCCCAAUCUGGUACCAGCAUCGUAUUUACAGAGCCGGCAAUAGCAUGGUUAUAGAUCUCAAGCCGUAUGAGAGUCUGCAGGUCCAGAGCAUGUCGGAUCUCUCCGGCACCAGAGUCGCCUCGCAGCACCCUGUCGCUGUUGUCACGGGUCACACAUGCACCUGGCGCUACUCGAAAUGUAACCACGUUUACGAGCAGCUGCUGCCAGUGAGCAGCUGGGGAUCCACCUUCAUGGUUCCUCCUCUAAGCAUGCAGACGAGAGACGAUAGCAUUUACGUCCAGGCCUCCCAGCCCACCCGAGUCACCGUCCAAAAUGGCAACCACAAAGAUGUUUUCACCCUGAGCAGGGGGCAGAUGAAGGAGAUCCUGUACCACAAUCCAGCAACGCUGUUCAUUCAGGCCGAUCACGGCAUUCAAGUCCUCUUUCUCUUCAACGGCCUCAAGUACGGCUGGUACCAAUUCUACGACCCUUUCUUGAUGAUGGUCCUGUCCACAGACCAUUUCUGCGGCUCCUACUCACUUCAUGCUCAAGACAGCUUUGACAACAAAGCCCUGAUUGUGGCACAGACUGAUGCAAUGGCCGAGCUGCGUUUUGAUGGUGCGAGCCUGCCUCGUAAUGUGCAGUGGAAAACGGUUACAGGGACAGAAUUCUCUUGGGCGGAGAUUAGCUACAAACUCUCCCCCGGCAACCAGAGACACAUAGUGACCAGCUCUGGUUCCCGCUUUGCUCUCUACAGUGUAGGAGUCAGCCAGAUGAAUGGUUAUGGUUCCCCAGCACAAUGUAUACAGCAAGGAAGUGGACCUUUGUCCUGCAGCAGUGUCACCUGCAGUGCCAAUGAGGUUUGUGAGAUGAAGGGAAAAUACGCCUCCUGUGUCCCCAAGCCAGUAGAGAAAAAGCCUGGCACCUGCUGGGCCAUGGGGGAUCCUCACUACCGGACCUUCGACGGACGACACUUCAACUUCAUGGGCACCUGCACGUAUGUCAUCGCCAAAAACUGUGGAAAGGAUGAUCUGCCAGCCUUUGAGAUCCUCGCCCAGAACGAGAACAGGGGAAGCCUCAGGGUGUCGUAUGUCAGCCUGGUCAUCGUGAAGGUGUAUGACAUCACCAUCGUAGUAGCUCGGUCUGAGACUGGUCGUGUGAGGAUUGACAACACUCUGUGGAGUUUGCCCGCAGCCUUGAACAAUGGCAAACUAGUGAUGUUUCAAAGAGGCCGCUCGGUGGUCAUGGAGACGGAUUUUGGCCUGACUGUGAGCUAUGACUGGGAACACCAGCUUGUGGUCACACUCUCUGGGAGCUAUGCUGGUAAGACUUGUGGCCUCUGUGGCAACUUCAAUGGCAAGUCCAGCGAUGAUUUCACGACGCCCUCUGGCAGCCAGGCGGACGGAGAGGUGGCCUUCGGCCGCAGCUGGAAGGUUCCGGGGCUGGUGAAAGAUGCCGCGUGCAGAGACGACUGUGUGGGCGGGUGUGAGCGCUGUGAGAACAGCCUGAUGAAGAUGUGGCAGGGCGACCUGUUUUGUGGGCUCAUCACACUCAUAGUAAAUGGCCCCUUCAGCAAAUGCCACGCCGCCAUUGACCCACAAGCCUACCUGGAGAACUGCAAAUACGAUGUUUGCAUGGGAGGCGGCCUUCGACAUUUCCUCUGCAGGGCACUGGAGGCUUACACUGAAGCCUGUCAGCUUGCUGGGAUCCAGGUCCAAGAUUGGAGGAAGAUGGCAAAAUGCCCUGCCAAAUGUCCAGCCAACAGCCACUAUGAGCUCUGUGGCAAUGCCUGUCCUGCCACUUGUUCCGAUCCUAACGCUGCCUCCAAAUGCAAACGGCCCUGUGUGGAGACCUGCACCUGCAAUGAAGGCUUUGUGCUGAGCGGAGGUCAGUGUGUACCUGUCGAUCAGUGCGGCUGUAGCUACAAGGGUCUGUACAUCCCAGCCGGAGAGUCGUUCUGGGACGACCAGACCUGUCAGCGAUGGUGUGUUUGCGUGGCUGGAAGCAGACAAGUCCAGUGUCAGAAUAAAGGCUGCAGGGCCGGGACAAAGUGCAAGGUGGUCGAGGGCAUAAGAAAGUGCCAAGCAGUGUCCUCCAGCACAUGCCAGGCCACAGGGGACCCACAUUACAGGACCUUUGACAACAAGAGGUUCAACUUCCAGGGCACGUGUGUAUACCAAAUGGUUGCUCUGUGCUCCAACCACCCAGAUUUAGUGCCGUUUGAAGUGCUGGUGCAGAAUGAUUACCGGGGCAACAAAGUGGUUUCCUACACCAAGCUAGUGGAAGUCAAGGUGUAUUCCCUAAGCAUUGUUAUCACGAAGACACACAAGGGCCUGAUAAUGGUGAAUAAUGAGCUGGUGAACCUGCCUGUAACCCUGGCUGGAGGUCAGGUGUCUGUGUUUAGGAGCGGCUGUUACGCUGUCGUCACCACAAACUUCGGCCUCAAAGUCUCCUUCAACUGGGAAAGUGCCUUGUUCGUGACGCUGACCAGCGACUACAUGGGAGCCGUCUGUGGCCUCUGUGGCAACUACAACGGCAAAGCCCAGGAUGACCUGUUUCCAAAGAACGGGAACAAAAAUGUCGCCCCAGUAGCUUUCGGCACCAGCUGGCGAGUGGCUGAAAUCCCGGGCUGCGUCGAGGGCUGUAAAGGGGUGUGUCCUGACUGUGACAUCACCCAGAAGGUUCAGUAUGAAAAGGAUGAUUUCUGCGGUAUGGUGAAAGACCCCCGUGGGCCUUUCCGUGACUGCCAUGCUAAGGUGGACCCAGCUGAAUACUUUGAGGACUGUGUUUAUGAUGUGUGCCUGUAUAAGGGCAGAAAGGAUGUGCUGUGUCAGGCGAUAACGACAUACACAACUGCAUGCCAAGCUGAAGGGGCCAAGGUGUACAGCUGGAGAACCAAACAGUUCUGUGCAUUGACAUGUCCAGUCAACAGCCACUAUGAAGUUUGUGCUUCUUCCUGUCCUUCCACGUGCCAGAGUCUGGCUCCUCCUCCGGGCUGCCACGAGCUGUGUAAGGAGGGCUGCUCCUGUGACGAGGGGUUCCUCCUCAGUGGAAGUGCAUGUGUUCCCUUCUCAAACUGUGGCUGCAUCCACAAUGACCGCUACUACCGCGCCGGCCAAGUGUUUUAUCCCAAUGGUCAGUGUCAGGAGGAGUGUAAAUGCUCACAAGAUGGAGAGGUUGUGUGCAAAAAGUUCACAUGUGGCCCUAAUGAGAAAUGCAAAGUGGAGAACGGCAUCCAAAAAUGUCACCCUGUUGGCAAGGCUGUGUGCCACGCCUCCGGUGACCCCCAUUACCGGAGCUUCGAUGGGCGAAAAUUCGAUUUCCAGGGCACCUGCACCUACACACUCUCCAAGAGCUGUGGGCUGGAAGGCACCCACCUGACGGCCUUCUCUGUCAGCGUAGAGAACGUGCAGUGGAACCAGAUGAUGAACAACAAAGUGGUGGCGGUCACUAAGCUGGUUGCUGUGGAGGUCUACGGCUUCACACUCAUCAUGAGGAACAACAUGUUUGGAGUCCUGGUAAACGGGGUCUUUAACAACCUUCCCCUGAGUCUGAAUGAUGGCGCUGUGCAGGCCUAUCAGGAAGGCCAGCAUUAUGUAAUUGCAACAGAUUUUCGACUGCGGGUCACUUAUGAUCUGGUCUACCAUGUGACAGUCACAGUACCUGGCAACUACCGAGAUAAGGUCUGUGGACUGUGUGGCAACUACAACGGAGACCAAAAGGACGACUUCCAAAUGCCCAGCCACAAACUCGCAAAGAGUGUGAACUUGUUCGGAAAAUCCUGGAAGGUCACCAUCCCCGGUGUGGUGUGCAAGGAUGGCUGCGAAGGCAACACCUGUCCUAACUGUGACCCAGCUCGCAAGGCUGUGUUUUCAAAGCCCGCUUACUGUGGCAUUCUUUCGGCACCCAAAGGUCCUUUUGCAGUCUGCCAUAGUAAACUGGACCCACAGCCGUAUUUCGAUAACUGUGUGUUCGAUGUGUGUGCUUCCAAUGGGGACGGAAAGGUGCUGUGCAACAGCGCAGCAGCCUACGCCUUCAACUGUCACAACGCAGGAGUGGACGUGAAAAACUGGAGGACGCCAUCGUUCUGUCCCAUGAAAUGCCCAGCCAACAGUCACUAUGAGGUGUGUGCAGACCCCUGCUCUGCUUCCUGCCCAGGCCUCACCGAGCUGGUCCAGUGCUCCACCGGCUGCAUAGAAGGCUGUGAAUGCGAUGCAGGCUUCCUAUUCAAUGGACAGAUAUGUGUCAAAGACACUGGGUGUGGCUGCUAUGAGAAUGGAAAAACCUACAAGCCUGCUGAGGUUCUGUACGAGGAAGACUGUAACACAAAGUGCACCUGCGAUCCCACUAAGGGUCUGGUCUGUGUGAAGCACUCCUGCCCUCAAAGCACCAAAUGCAUGGUCAAGAAAGGAAAACGAGCAUGCUACAACACAGAUCCCUGCAAAGAUGCCAACUGUCGGGUGCAGGAGACAUGCCGUGUUGAGAAGGGUGAAGCCGUGUGCGUCCCCAAAUACACAGGCACCUGCUGGGCCUGGGGAGACCCCCACUACCACUCAUUUGACGGUUACAGCUAUAACUUCCAGGGCACCUGCAAGUACGUCAUCUCUAAGACCUGUGGGAAUCUGGACGGUCUGGUGCCGUUUUCCAUCACAGAGAGGAACGACAACCGAGGGAACACAGCGGUCUCCUACGUCAGGGAGGUGGAUGUGUCCGUGUAUGGGUUCAGCGUGGUCAUGGUCAAGAACCAAAUUGGUCGAGUCACGGUGGAUGGGGAACUGCUGAAUCUUCCAGUCCAACUGGGUGACGGUCAAGUGUCAGUGAUUCAGCGAGGUCACGACGCAGUGCUGGAAACAGACUUUGGCCUGGUGGUCACCUACGACUGGAACUGGGAAUUCGUCAUCAAGUUGCCCAGCAGCUACUACAACAGUGUCUGUGGUCUGUGCGGAAACUUCAACGGCAACAAUCGGGACGAGCUCCAGAAUCCGGCUGGAAAAGUCGUCUCGUCAGUGAUAGAGUGGGGCAAGAGCUGGCAAACGCCUGACCAGAACAAGGACAGUCCUUGCUGGGACACAUGCACGACAAACUGUCCUAUCUGUGACGGUGACCAGACUAAGCUCUACGAGACGGAGGCUUUGUGCGGGGCCCUCGCAGCCAAGACAAACGGUGUGUUCAAGAUCUGUCAUGAAAAGUUGGACCCGCAGGCCUUCAUGAACAGCUGUGUGUACGACAUGUGUCAGACCAAGGGAGACAAGAAGAUGCUGUGCCAGGCGUUGGCCUCCUACAGUAAGCAGUGUCGUGAGGAAGGGAAAAUCAUCAAGGGCUGGAGGAAAAAGUUUGGCUGCCCGAUGAACUGUCAGCGUCACAGCCACUAUGAGGACUGCGCCAAGCCAUGCCAGCCAUCCUGUCCUUUCCCUGAAAACAAGCCGACCUGCGCCGGGGCCUGUGUUGAGAGCUGUGUGUGUGAUGCAGGUUACGUCCUCAGCGCUGGGGUGUGUGUGCCCGCUAAAACAUGCGGCUGCUCCUAUCAGGGUCGCUAUUACAAGCAAGGCCAGCGCUUCUGGGCCGACGAGGCCUGCCGUCGCCUGUGUGAGUGCGACUCGACCCUGGGCAUGGUGACGUGCAGCGAGGCGUCCUGCUCCGCCAAGGAGAGGUGCACCAUAGAGGACGGAGAGCGAGCCUGCCGACCCAUCAGUCACGCCACGUGCACAGCCUCAGGUGACCCACACUACCGCUCAUUUGAUGGCCGCAGGUAUAACUUCCAGGGAACAUGCGAAUAUCAGCUGGUGGGACUGUGCUCUAAGCAGCCCGGGCUUGUACCGUUCAAGGUGACUGUGCAGAACGACCACCGGGGAAGCAAGGCUGUGUCCUACACAAAGACUGUCAACUUUUCCGUAUAUGGAAUCACUAUCACCAUCAGCAGAGAAUACCCCUACGCAGUCCUGCUCAAUGGGCAGCAGGCUUUGUUGCCACUGGAUUACAAUGAUGAGCUGAUGGUGUUUCUCAGUGGCCGGACAGCUGUUGUGGAGACGGUCGCUGGUAUCACCGUGACCUUUGACUGGCGGAGCACCGUGAGCGUCACUCUGCCCAGCAACUACCAGGAGGCAGUCUGCGGCCUGUGUGGCAACUACAAUGGGAACGCCAAGGAUGACCUGACCAUGCCUAAUGGCCAGAUUGCCCGUGAUGGAGACAAGCUGGGGGAGAGCUGGCAGGUGGCCGUUACACCAGGCUGUUCAUCAGCCUGCCAGGGGGCUUUGUGCCAGGACUGUUCCGAUUCCCAGACGAAGGAGUACCAAGCCAUGAAGCACUGUGGCAUUAUCGCUGACAAAGCAGGGCCUCUCAGAGAAUGUCACAGUCACGUGGACCCCACUCCCUACCUGGAGGACUGUGUGUAUGAUGCCUGUCGGUACCACGGUCACCGCGAGUCGGUGUGCGACGCAGUGGGCGUGUACGUCUCUGCCUGUCAGAGCCGCGGAAUCGUCAUCCGCUCCUGGAGAACAGAUUCCUUCUGUCCAAUGGUGUGCCCAGCUAACAGCCAUUAUACUGUGUGUGCCACGGGUUGCCCAACCACCUGUGCAAGCUUAACCUCCCAUUCCACCUGUCGCAGGCGUUGUGCAGAGGCCUGCGAGUGUGACGAAGGCUUCCUGCUGAGCGGGGUCACCUGCGUGCCUGUGAGAGACUGUGGCUGCUCCUACAACGGUCACUACUACAAGAAAGGAGACGCCUUCUACCCUGAAAACGAGUGCGUGGAGAAGUGUGUCUGUGGAGAGAACGGUGCGGUAUCUUGCCAGAAGGCCAAGUGUCGGUCCGGGGAGAUCUGUAAGGUUGCAAAUGGUGUGAAAGGCUGCCACCCCGAGGGGCAGGGCAAGUGCGUCGCUUCCGGUGACCCUCAUUACAUUUCCUUCGAUGGACGGAGGUUCGAUUUCCAGGGUACCUGCGUCUAUGUGCUGGCCAAGGUUUGUGAUGACGACAAAGGCCAGCUGACGCCAUUCACUGUCACUCAGGGGAAUGAGAAGUACGGGAAUGGAAAAGUGGCUGUUACCAGGUCGGUUGCUGUGGAGGUCUAUGGUUUUAACGUUUACAUCCAGCAGCGAAUGCCAUGGAAAGUCCUUGUCGACGAGGAACUACUAAACCUCCCUCUCUCCCUGGACAACGGGCGUCUCCAAAUCACCCAGGAAGGUCGCAACAUAAUUGUCCGGACCGACUUUGGACUCACUGUCCUCUACGACACCGUCUAUUACGUUGAGGUGAUCGUGCCGUCUACGUACCAGGGUAAGAUGUGUGGUCUUUGUGGCAACUACAACGAGAAGCACCGUGAUGAAUUCAGCCUUCCUAAUGGCAAACGAACGAAAAACAUUGACAACUUUGGAAAGGCGUGGGUGGUGGACCUGCCCGGGUAUGUAUGCGGCGGCUGUGGCGGUCAGUGCCCAGCGUGUGAGAAGGCCAAGGCUACGCUGUAUGGGAAACCUGACUCCUGCGGCAUCAUAAGUGAACCUACAGGGCCUUUCAAAGCCUGUCACGGCAAAAUCGACCCCGCAGCAUACGCGUCUAAUUGCGUGUUUGACGUGUGCGCUGUGGACGGCGACAAAGAUACUCUGUGUAACAGCGUGCAGGCCUACGCUCUGGCCUGCCAGAGUGCCGGAGUUCAGAUCCAGUCAUGGAGGAGCAGCUCUUUCUGUCCUGCUUCCUGCCCUGAACACAGUCACUAUGAGGUGUGUGCCAGCACGUGUGGUGGGACCUGUUCCAGCUUUAUUUACCCGUCGUACUGCUCUAAAGAAUGUUUUGAAGGAUGCCAGUGUGACGACGGCUUUGUUUUUGAUGGCAUCCAAUGUGUUCGCUUGGACAGCUGUGGGUGUGUGCACGACGGGAGAUAUCUGAAGGUGGGCCAAGCUGUGGUGGACAAAGACUGCAAGUCCAAGUGUGAGUGCCGGGCGUCCGGUGAGAUGAAGUGUGAAAAGCUGUCCUGUGCCGAUCGGGAGGUUUGCAGUGUGAGAGACGGGGUCAGAGGUUGCCACGUCACACAGGGCCACUGCAGCAUCGACCAUGUUGGACACCUCGCCUCCUUCGACCGCAUGUCCGGAGCCGCAGGCGCUCAGGGGGCAGUGGAGCUGGCAUCUCUGUGUGACGAGAACGUUGACCUGUGGUUCCGUGUGGUCGUGGACGUCAGGGUCUGCAGUAAGAGAGGACCUACCGCUGUCGCCACUGUGCACGUGUUCUUUAAGGACACAGUCGUCACAGUGAACAGCCAACAUGUCACCUGGGUAAACGGCAGGAAAGUGUCUCUCCCCAGAAAAGUGACUGAUGAUCUAUCCGUCAAAAUCUCUGAGAGGAAAGUGGUAAUCGAGAGGGCGUCUGCCGUGCGGGUCACGUACUCAAUCUCACAGGAGGUCAUCGUCACUGUUGACAGCGCACUGUCCGGCAAAAUGUGCGGCGCCUGUGGCAACUACAAUCACAAGUCCAAAGACGAUAUGACGACUGCAGAUGGGAAAAUUACCACUGACGUGUCUGUGGUUAUCGCCUCCUGGAGCGCCGGGGACUUUUCUCAGUGUGGCCUGUAGAGAUGUUGGCUCUGUGGUGAUGGGAAGCAUCUGUUAUACGGGGAUGAAGAGGAAUGUGAAGUCGCUCGGCUAAAGCUGGCAUGUUUACAUCCAGCCUUACUCAUCAUAUUUCUCAUGCUUUCCUCCUGGAAUGUUUUGGGUUGUUUACUGGGGCUUGGGUUCUCCAUUGUUCAUCUCCGAGGAGCAGAAAAAUCUGCUGCAUACUUUGACCAACACCUCCAUCUAGUGGAGGAGAACCUGAUGGUCUUUCCCGCACAACAACUCCAAGUCUUUAUAACUCUUUAACUCUAACUAUUCACUACUUGUGUACAAACUGUUAAUUAUCUUCGGAUCAAUAAAUUAAUUCUUACUUCA
Molecule: messenger RNA, 15991 nt
Organism: Pleuronectes platessa (European plaice)
Lineage: Eukaryota; Metazoa; Chordata; Actinopteri; Pleuronectiformes; Pleuronectidae
Product: IgGFc-binding protein
Exons: 39
Coding region: 6608-15637 (3009 amino acids)
Molecular function (GO): protein binding
Source: RefSeq, a predicted model, not a curated record